GAUUUCCUUCUGGAAAUCUUAGAAAUAUGGUUAUCGAGACAACUUCCAAGUAUAGAUAUUAAAAAAGAGGCGACUGGCACUGCCAAGCCUGUACAAACCAGGCUUUGUGGCAGCGACGGGAGGGAAGGCGCUGGGAUAGCUACAUAGAUUAGGACGUUCUUUUGCUGGCCUCUAGCAUAUAUAUGCGCAGUUGCGGUAAAAUGUGCAAUGCAAGCCCUAUUUUUUGCUUACACUGUGCAUUUAUACUAAUGUAACCGCUGAUGUCAUUACAUGGGUUAAAACUUCCCUGCUCUGCAAAAGGUGCUAGAUUUUUGGAAAGCUGGGGAGAAGCGGUUUAUUGAGUGAUGGCCAAGUGUGUGAAAUUAGUUUCUGGUUAUUGGUACAGCGUCCGUCUGCUUUGGCUGAUGGGCGCUCCUUCUCCUGCACCUGCAGGAGGUUAAACUGGUGCUGCUUCUCUAGAGCCUGCCUAUUCCCUAAGCGUAACUGGUAGCAGGUGCAUACCAUGAUAGGUGGGUAAAGAAGGCUGCAUGGGUGAGUGAGUACUGGUGAAUGCAGGUGCCCCAAGGGAAAGUAUCCAUUUGAAUUUGGGGGUUUUGUAUGUUUUUAAAAGUUCUCAUUCCACCUCUUCCCAUCUUCAGAAGCAGGCAGAGCUCAAGCGAGCUACCUGAAAUCCCGUAUCUUCUCAUGUUAGAACGAGUGGGCACUGGAGGAGGCUCCUGGUCUGCAGCACCAUGCUGGAUCCCAAGCCUCACUCUGCAAGCCGGAGGUGAAUCCAGGUGAAAGCCAGCUAUCGCAGUAGGUGUCAGGAUGACCAAAGCACGGCUCCUCCGUCUCUCUGUGGUGCUGGUCUCCAUCUUCAUGAUCCUCCUGAUCAUUGUGUACUGGGACAACGUGGGAACGGCUCACUUCUACCUACAUACGUCCUUCUCCAGGCCUCAUUCCCCCGGAGCCAUCCCUGGUAUCACGGCAGGUGAAGACUGGGAAGCCUUGCCAGACGUGGAUGAAUUUUUGGCAAAGCUGCUUAGUUCAAACCUGAAACAGAAUAGCUCUAGCCCCCGAAAGACAGAGCAGCUACUCGUCCAGGGCUCCAGCAAGCCUGCGGUGAGCAAUCUGGAGGAGAACGUGCGGGGCUAUGACUGGUCUACGCACAAUGACAGAAACAGUUUGGACCAAGAGAAACUGCAGAUAGAGAGACAGAGAACAUUGCGGGAGUUUUGUGCCAAUUCCAGCUUCACCUUCCCUACCAAGGAGCGCUCCUUUGAUGACAUCCCAAACUACGAGCUCAACCACCUGAUCGUGGAUGACCGCCAUGGCAUCAUCUACUGUUAUGUCCCCAAGGUGGCCUGCACCAACUGGAAACGGGUGAUGAUCGUGCUAAGUGAGAGCCUGCUGGACCAGGGGGUCCCAUACCGGAACCCUCUGGAUAUCCCCCGGGAACAUGUCCACAACACCAGCACCCACUUGACGUUCAACAAAUUCUGGCGCCGUUAUGGGAAGUUCUCCCGGCACCUCAUGAAGAUCAAGCUGAAGAAGUACACCAAGUUCCUCUUUGUACGAGACCCUUUUGUCCGCCUCAUCUCUGCCUUUCGCAGCAAAUUUGAGCUGGAGAAUGAGGAGUUCUACCGGCGAUUUGCCAUCCCCAUGCUAAAACUGUACUCCAACCAUACCAACCUUCCCACCUCUGUUAGUGAGGCCUUUGGGGCAGGCCUCAAAGUCACCUUUUCUGACUUCAUCCAGUACUUACUGGAUCCCAGGACAGAGAAGAUGGCCCCCUUCAAUGAGCACUGGAGGCAGGUUUACCGUCUGUGCCAUCCGUGCCAGAUAGACUACGAUUUCAUCGGAAAGCUGGAGACGCUGGAUGAGGAUGCUGCUUAUCUAUUGCAGCUCCUCAAAGUGGACAGGCUGCUUCGCUUCCCCCCCAGCUACCGGAACAGGACUGCCAGCAGCUGGGAAGAUAACUGGUUUGCCAAAAUCCCACUGGCUUGGAGGCAGCAGCUCUACAAGCUUUAUGAAGCAGAUUUUGUACUCUUUGGCUACCCCAAGCCAGAAAACUUGCUUAAAGACUAGAAGCGAUUGGGCGGUGGGUGUGGGAGGGAACAUCUGAAAUACCAAAAAUGUUUAAAGCCUCCUCAUUUUUCCUCUUAAUUCCCUUCCCCAUACAGGUUGGUACAACGGAAUAUAUUUUUUCUACCGCCUCCCCUUCCAUUUUUGCAAUAAUGCCAGAGUCCGGGGUAUUCCAGCCAGCUGUGCAUAUGCAAAAAACGCCAGGUUUUUUGUUACCAUUUGUUUUCUGGGUUUUCUGUUUUUUACAAUGUCCCCAUGUUUUGCAAUGGGUCGCUGCCCUUGGUCACUCUGCCAGCUGUGUCCUUCAGUAGCUUUUUAUUAAUACUUUUUAAAAAUUAAUAUAUUUAAGAUAUUUAA
Molecule: messenger RNA, 2421 nt
Organism: Aquila chrysaetos chrysaetos
Lineage: Eukaryota; Metazoa; Chordata; Aves; Accipitriformes; Accipitridae
Gene: CHST12
Product: carbohydrate sulfotransferase 12
Exons: 2
Coding region: 808-2067 (419 amino acids)
Biological process (GO): carbohydrate biosynthetic process; proteoglycan biosynthetic process
Cellular component (GO): membrane
Molecular function (GO): sulfotransferase activity
Source: RefSeq, a predicted model, not a curated record